This is a messenger RNA of Phaeoacremonium minimum UCRPA7, 1428 nucleotides long. RefSeq names its product putative pyridoxal-dependent decarboxylase protein. The record is from RefSeq and is a predicted model, not a curated record. The transcript is spliced from 4 exons. NCBI's taxonomy places the organism in Eukaryota, Fungi, Ascomycota, Sordariomycetes, Togniniales, Togniniaceae. Gene Ontology annotation, molecular function: carboxy-lyase activity; pyridoxal phosphate binding. Gene Ontology annotation, biological process: carboxylic acid metabolic process. Bases 1 to 1428 code for a protein of 475 amino acids.
AUGUCUGACUUCCAAGGAGAGGCCUACAAAAGGCUUCGUCAGAUUGUGUCCUCUCGCAAUGACGACACCCUCCCUCCGCAGGACGCUAUCCAGGCCGCCACCUCAUCACUUCCGCAGCCCACGGACGCCAGCUACCUGGUCGGGCGAGGCCCAGAAGCCACGCUCGACCAUCUUCUCGGGACAAUUGUUCCAGGCCUGAACGGGCAGAACCUUUCGGGUCGGUACUAUGGCUUCGUGACGGGAUCGACGCUGCCGAUCGCCGAGGCCGCAGACAAUAUUGUCUCGGCCCUCGACCAGAACCCGGCUGCUCACCUGCCCAGCCAGACCGUAUGCACGACGGUGGAAGAUGCCGCGCUCAAGAUGCUGAUCGACCUCCUGGAGCUAGGGCCUCCAGAGGACUGGCCUGGCAGGAUCUUCACGACCGGCGCCACGGGGAGCAAUGUCCUCGGCCUGGCUUGUGGCAGAGAGGCAGUCGUAGCCAAGCGGUUACGUCGGUCAGGCUCCUCGGACGCGAAUGCUGUGGGUGAGCUCGGCAUCCUUGGCGCGUGCCAGGCAGCUGGGAUCAAGGAGAUCCGGAUCUUGACCAGCAUGGGCCAUAGCUCAUUGUCCAAGGCUGCAAGUAUUGUGGGCAUUGGCCGUGCCUCGACUAAGCAACUUCCAUACAGUGACAAAGAGCCCUGGAGGCUCGAUAUCGAUGCCGUAGAGAAGCUGUUGGCCGAGGAUGGGGUGGCAAGUAUCAUUUCUGUCAGCGCGGGAGAAGUCAAUACGGGGCGAUUUGCAACAGCUGGUCUAGAGGAUCUCAAGAGGCUCAGAGUGUUGGCAGACAAGUACGACUCGUGGAUACACGUUGAUGGAGCCUUUGGGUUGUACGCGCGAGCUUUGCCUCAAACAGAGGAGUUCUCACGACUCCGAGAGCUGGUCUCUGGACUAGAGCUGGCUGACAGUAUUACAGCGGAUGGUCACAAACUUCUGAAUGUGCCAUAUGACGCUGGCAUCUUCUUCUGCCGAGAUGACAAUAUUCCCACAUCCGUCUUCCAAAACGCCGGCGCAGCCUAUCUGUCUACAGGACCAAGUCGAAUCCUAAGCCCUCUCAACAUAGGUCUUGAGAACUCUCGCCGUUUCCGCGCCCUACCUGUCUACGCAACCCUCCUGAGCGAGGGCAGAAACGGGCUCGCAGAAAUGUUCGCUCGCAUGGUGCUCAUGGCUCGUGGGGUGGCAGAAUUUAUUAGAGACUCGGAGUACUAUGACUGGCUCCCUGAGCCAACGGCAAACCUCAACGAGGUACAAAUCAUCGUGUUCUUCAGGGCCAAGAAUGAUGCAUUGAACGAUGUGCUGGUGCAGAAGAUCAACGAUACGCGCAAGAUGUAUGUAAGCGGAACGCAAUGGCAAGGCAAGAAAGCUUGCCGACUUGCGACCUGCAGCUUCUAA